Molecule: messenger RNA, 507 nt
Organism: Zychaea mexicana
Lineage: Eukaryota; Fungi; Mucoromycota; Mucoromycetes; Mucorales; Lichtheimiaceae
Exons: 1
Source: RefSeq, a predicted model, not a curated record
UAUAUACCAGGUACUGAUCGAAUUAGCAAAAUCGUGGCUAAGAAUCAGUUUACUAUUGACUUGAUUACCACCUCGCUUCUGAGCAUUCCUACAGGCACCUACACGACCGGCGACAACAUAUUUAUCGAUGGUACAGAGUGUGACAUUCUCUAUCUGCCUCGUUUAGCAGAUCUUAGCAAGUUAUCCCCUGUAGUAGUGGAAAUACAGCACACAAUGACACAUGAGUUUAUGUGCCAAGCCGUCCAGUACUGCUUGAAUGUGUAUAAGCAUUUCCACAUCUUCCCAAUCCUACUCAUCGUCUGUAUCUCAAAAACGGAAUCCAAAGCCCUCGGGGACCUCUUCAAACCUAUCCAAAACAAGUCUAACCUCCUGCAAACGCCUUGCUACCACUUUGCAACUAGUUGCUUCAUGCUGACCAAACAGAGUAUCGAUCCUUUUAUCGACAAUCGUGAUUUCAAUGAAUUGGACCCUUUGGUUGCCUUUGCCCAUUUCGUGAUGUCUGGUUAG